Messenger RNA from Salvia miltiorrhiza (redroot sage), 2850 nucleotides. Its product is annotated as probable disease resistance RPP8-like protein 4. The transcript has 2 exons. The record is from RefSeq and is a predicted model, not a curated record. Gene Ontology annotation, molecular function: ADP binding; alpha-tubulin binding. NCBI's taxonomy places the organism in Eukaryota, Viridiplantae, Streptophyta, Magnoliopsida, Lamiales, Lamiaceae. Gene Ontology annotation, biological process: protein folding; defense response to fungus. Bases 31 to 1086 code for a protein of 351 amino acids.
UAUUGUGCCUUGAUAGCUCAUAUAUCAGUGAUGGCGGCUUAUGGUGCAGCGACCUCUCUCAAGAAUACGAUUCUGCGUAUUCUACAAUCGUCUCGCAUUUCCCUCGUUUCCCACUCUCCACAAAUCUUACUACCUGCCUACGAAGAGAUGGAUCGAUUGCAGAAAGUUCUGCUCAAAUUGGACGACACCAGCUGCUGCAAGAUCAGAACGAAGGUGAAUGCUGCAGAUGAACGAAUCAAAGAGGCAGUUUGGGAAUUUGAAGAUUUACUUGAAUCCCAUAUCUUACCUCAGAUUCUUCCACAACUCGAGAGCUCGAGAGAUCACUUGUCUUUCUCUGUAGAUCUGCAGUCUCUGCAACACCGUGUUGAUAGCUUGGUCGAGAAGAUGAAGAUGAUGGAGGAGGAAUACACUAAUGAAAUGGAGAAUAUGCCUGAAGAAGAAGGCAAGCCUAUCUCCUCAAGAAUAGAUCACGGUGGAAUCAACUCAAAGAUGGUUGGAUUAUCUGAUCGUAUUGAAAAAGUCAGAGAUAAUCUUCUCGAUGAAUAUAACUACCAACCCUAUUCGAUUAUUGGGAUGGGGGGCAUUGGCAAGACGACUCUUGCUAAGCAUAUUUUUGAAGAUCCAUCAAUUCGGAGCCAUUUUGAGUUUCGAGCAUGGGUCAACGUGGGCAGGAAAUGCGAAACUGAUGAACUAUUACGAUGUGUUCUAGCUCAAGUGGAUCCCAACGCCCACAAAAUCCUUACCCAAGGAGGUGAUCAUGACGGCGAGGAAUUAGUUGGAGUCUUAAGAGAAAGAUUGAAGGAUGUGAGAUGUCUCAUUGUGUUGGAUGAUGUUUGGGACAAAGAAGCAAAUCGCUUGACCAAUUGCUUAAGAGAAAAGAAUAUUGUUGGAAGGAUUCGAUUCUUACUUACGAGUAGACUGGGAAUAACAUUCACGCGGCAUGGGUACGAAAGAAUGUACUUUUUAAAUGAAGAAGAAAGUAAUGAAUUACUUGGUGAGAAGUGUUUGGUGAGGAGGGUUUCCCUCCUCAACUUGAGGAACUGGGAAAGAAGAUUGCUAAGAAAUGUGAAGGUCUUCCUCUUAUGAUAGUUACGGUUGCAGAGCUCCUAUCAAAAGCCGACAAGACCCCAGAAUACUGGACUGAGGUGCUCAUCAAACAACAUGGUUCGAUCUUUGUGACUGCAUAUAAUCAAAUAUCAGAGGUACUUUUUCCAAGCUAUGACUACUUACCCCAACAUUUUAAAAUGUUUUUUCUUUAUAUGGGAGCUUUCCCUCCAUAUAUCGAUAUCCAUCCAAUCCUGAUCAAUAGUUUGUCGAGUGCUGAGGGGUUUGUUGAACCAAUUGGAGAAGAAAGUUUUGCAGAUCUUUCCAAUGAAUGUUGGAAAAAGCUUUCUAGGCGGUAUCAUCUUGUUCUCGAGAUAGCAAAUUAUAAGUUUCCGGUGAGUAGUUAUCGCGUGCAUUCUUGCUUGCAGCACUUGUGUAAGAAAGAAACUAGUAGAAUCAAGUUUAUGCAUGUCUUAGAAAGUUGUGAUGAUGUUAUAAGAGACCAACGUCGAUUGUGUGUCCACUGGAACAGUUUAUUUUGCUUCAAACAAGUGUGUGAUUCGAUAAAAAGUGAUUGUGCAUCUACUGUUCGUUCUCUCCUUUGUUUUGGUCCUUGUCACUCAUAUCCAGUGCCAAUACUUGACAUGGGUCUCAAGUUGCUCAGGGUACUAGAUGCUGCUUAUGUCCGAUUUUAUCAUAUCCCAAUUGAAAUUUUGAAACUAGUUUGUCUUCAGUACCUUGCCCUAACUUGCAAUGGGGACCUCCCUCCUUCCAUAUCCAACCUUUUUCACUUGCAAUUCCUGAUUAUUGGUAGACAUAUGAAUAUUAAAAAGCGUGGAGUUCAGUCAUAUAUGCCUGUGCAAAUUUGGGAUAUGCAAGAACUCGAGCACAUUCAGAUUUGGGGAAGGGAUCUUCCAACCCCUAAUACUGAUGCUACCUUGGACAAGCUCAUCAUACUUGUUGGUGUGAGUGCAAGCAGUUGUACAAGGGAAGUUCUCAAAAGAAUUCCUAAUCUAAAGGUAUUACGGAUUGAAGUGGAGUUGAAGCCUUAUGAUGAUGAAGACGAAACCAACUCAUUGAGUUGCUUGAGUUAUAUCUCACAACUUCAGAAUUUGGAUAGACUUGAAUAUCAUGUUGUCAAUCCUGAGAUGAAGUAUGAGUUUAAUACCAUUCCUCUUUCAAUGUUUCCAUCAAGUCUCAAAGAGUUACAUUUGAGUGGGUUGGGAUAUCCUUGGAAGUACAUGAAUGACAUUGGUUCGUUGCUGCCAAAUCUUGGGAUGCUUGUAUUAAGAUGCUAUGCCUUUCGAGGCCUAGAGUGGGAAAUUACCCUGGGGAGUUUCUUGAAACUUACUACACUUAUAAUUGAAGACACCGAUUUGGUGCAAUGGAGACCUCAACGUGGAAGUUUCCCAGAUCUCCGAACCCUAAGCAUGGAGCAUUGCUACAAAUUACAGCAACUCGAAUGGCCGUAUGACCACUCUUGGAUCACGACCAUUGAAUUAGUCGAGUGCAAUCCUUUAGCUGUCGCUUGUGCCAAUCAAUUAAGAGACAAGUUUUCCUUUAAACUUAUGGUUGAUACUUCCUUUUGAGCUCAAGUGAUUCUACAACUUGCCUGCGAGGCAAAUGAGAGCCGAUCGAAGGGGUCAGAUGUGGCGUUAUCACAUAGUUUCCAUUGUUUGUCUGAAUUUAAGGAUUUGUGAGUUGUCUGAAGCCUGCGUGCUUAAUUAAUUAUGUUUGUAACCAAAAUUUGUUGUAAGUUGGAUUAUGAAACCUUUCUGUGUUAUGCAUGAUUUUCACUCUGUUUUA